Molecule: messenger RNA, 3522 nt
Organism: Plenodomus lingam JN3
Lineage: Eukaryota; Fungi; Ascomycota; Dothideomycetes; Pleosporales; Leptosphaeriaceae
Biological process (GO): cytoskeleton organization
Cellular component (GO): cytosol
Source: RefSeq, a predicted model, not a curated record
AUGGCCGACGAGCCACUUGUACCGCCUGUGAUCGACGGUGCCGAGCUCAUUGGCAAUUCCAGUGCUGAUUUUCCCGUCAUCGAAGCUGAGCCCGAGGAGGAGCUCAACUUGCCCCUCGACACGGCCGAACAGCAGCGACUGAUGGUCGUCGACGGGGACGACGGCCGCCCACCACCAAACGGCCCUCCACUUACAUGUCCAGCACGUCCUGGCUUGCAACGAGGUGAUUCAGUCCCUACGCCGGCGCCACAGCACCUUCCGCCUCCUGCACCACCCGCACCCCCGCCUGAUACCCCGCACAACGAUUCGUUGUCGCUCGCACAGCUCCAGAAGCUCGUCAGAGGCGGCCAACUCAAGGUCGAGCCUACGCCAUAUGCCUUCACUUAUGAUGACGCCUCGUCGUUUGAAGAAGAGCUGGAAGAAUGGUUUUCAUACGCCGUGGAAGAGCAGGCUAUGCUGCUGAAGACGCAGGCUUCGUUCGCCAUGGAGUGGAGCGCCUUUCAUGGGCUCAACGAUGCACAGAACGGCGAGGACGGUUUGGAUUGGGAAGCAGCAACCGAGACUCAACACCGAGACUUCUUACGACACCUGUUAGACGGGUGCAAACAGGAAGACCCCGUGGCACGACUGAAGAUGCUGGAAGCUUUGGUCUAUGUUCUCCUUGGGUGCUGGCACGAGACUGCAGGUCUACCCAGUCCAAGGGACAGUGAUGAAGAAGUUUCCGAGUCUCAGACAAGUCCAAGUCACCCAAGAAACGCUGCGUACCAGCACGCCGGCAGACAAGUUGCGGUUAUCAAGCGGAACGUCCACCUACUGGCCGCAAACAACGGCGUGAACGUCGUUGUUGACUCCUUACGUUGUGCACUCUUGCGAGAGUGUGGCGAUGUUGACAGCAUGCCUGAACGUCCCCGCGACACUAAGGAAGCGGAAAGGCGCGAGAUAUGGUGUACCAUGACUGCUGUCUACGUGAUUUUGGAAGUGGCCCGCAACGACGAGAGGACACAUGGUGAUCUCACGCUUCGAACAGCCAUUCUGGCGCUGGAGAAGCCAGGCCUUCUCAUAUUCUUCGUAGACGUCAUGGCCAAGCUUAGAUGGGACGAUUCCAUCAACUUGCCACUGACCAAGGUUUCCUUGCUCCUAUGGAAGACGAUGCUCGUCACUUUCGGUGGACUCGGCGAAGUGGCGAAAGCAAAAGAAUUUGUAAAUGAGGAUAGCCUCGAGACUGAGGAUGACAAGGGACAGCCGCUUAUCACUGCCUCGCCACUAGAUUACCACCUCUUCAGACAGGAGAUCAGCUCGAAAUAUCCAGCAUACAACCCUCCGCCCCCACUAUUUCCCCUUGAGCCGGAGAACAAUUCGAUUUUGCCACCUCUGAAGAACCAUCCUAACAGGGUUGCCGGAAACCACGUAUUUGGCUCUGGUUUGGGAGACACAAAUGGCAACAGUACAUCCAUUCUACAUCAGCCUGUCCACAUCGCUACUCCUGCGCCAUCACCUCCACCCUCUCCUGCAGGUCCUGGUGGCAAAGGCGGCAAGAAGCAAAACUAUCAGACAAACCAGAUGUUCCCCUUUUUGUAUCCCCCACUCAACGAAUCAAGCAACAAACUGGGUGGCAAAGGAUCGACCGACUUGCAAGACCUUCUUGUUGGUCGAAAAUGGGAGGGCGCAGAUAUACCAGCAUCCAUCUUAGAAGCGGCGGAGUUGUUUGCCAAGCGUAUGAAGGCCACACGGGCUAUGAAGCAACUAUGGGAAGAACGAGUCGCCUUCAUGAAGUAUGAAAGAGGAUGGACAGGACCGGAUGAUUACCCGGAUAUCGAUCAUCUGUCUCUUGAGCCCGGAGUUUCAGGCCCGGAGAAGCCAUCGCAUCCAACUGGCAGUGUCGAGGAAAGGAUGGGGUUGGUUGAAGAGUUUUACCGCAAUUCGCUGCAUAAUCUUCAGUCUCUAAUCAUAGUUCUGAUCAAGGCGAUCCUUGCGCAUGUUACCGCGCUCGUCACUCAGUCCAAUAAUGCCAAUGGCUUACAGGGCGGCUUCCAAUUCCAAGAGAACACCAAUGGCCCCGCUAUUAGGCCUGACAUGAAUGGACUCAACGGACAUAGCACCACAGGGGCAACAAAUGAGGAGCUGGAUGCCAUGCGAACCCAAGAAGUCUUGGACAAAGCAGUCACUGGCACUCUCAUCUUGAUACUAAAGUGGUUCAAGGUCUCUCACAUCUUGAAGUUCGAAUACAUCACACAGCUGCUUGUUGACUCGAGCUAUGUUCCCCUCAUUCUCAAACUACUGCAGUUGCAAGAAAUAGAACGGCUGGUAAAUUUCAAGAGUGAGCAGGAAGAGCUAAACUUUUUCAACUAUUGCAAGGCUCAUUCCAGGAAUUGGCCGACGGAUGAAGACAUCAGAGACAAAGAAGCCGAACAGCAAGACGGUGACUCUGAUGAAGAUGACGCAGUUCCACCACCGAUACGUCUUUCGCGAAUGGAUUCGAAUGACUCUGGGGUUGAGUCUUCACUUCCCCCUCCGCCUCUACAGCCUCCAGAGGUGGAUGAGCUGGGCUUCCCUACCAAUGAGCUACCAAAAGAGCCAAUCACGAACUUUUCCUGGCGCGCAUUCUUCACCUCGAUCAAUUAUCUGCGGAUCAUGCAGAAGAUCUGCAAGAACAAAGCUCACCGCAAUCUGAUGCUUGUGUCGUACAAGUCCUCGCAGUUUCUUCGUAAGAGUCUCAAGGUACCUCAGCCGGAGCUUCGUCUUUACACGCUCAAGCUUUUCAAAAAUCAAGUUCCGUAUUGCGGUCGUAAGUGGCGACAGUCAAACAUGCGUGUCAUCACAGCAGUCUAUCUGCACUGUCGACCAGAGCUCAGAGACGACUGGUUAGCAGGAAGUGAUGUUGAUGCCGAAGUGGACGAGAGCGUACCUCUUGAGCAAGCUUUGCGGUCCCUCACAUACUGGCACAACCUGAAACGAUACCCGGAAAGUCUUGGUGCCAAACCGGGCAUCCUCGAAGAAGAGCAGGAUUUCUUCCGAAACGAACUUGAAAAGAUGGAUUGGGGAGAAGAGCCGGCGGUGGACGGUGAAAUGGAGCAUGGUUGGCAGGAUCUUCAGGUUGAGGACCAUCUAGAUGACGCCAAUCGCGCUCCUUUCCUCACUCGUCCCCAAUGCCAGAUACAGCAUCGAAGAAGAGAGGCAUCCAAGGGCGGAAGAUUACUGAAACCCACUAUUCGGCGAACAAAUUCUGAGCCACGCCAUACGUGGCCGCAUGUUGCAAGGCAGCGGCGCUCAAAAGACUCGGAUAUUCGCGGCCUGCUCGAGGAACUGGUUGUUGCAUCCUGCCGGGCUGACGCGAGUGACGACGGAGACGGCGAGGCUUCCGAGGGCGGCGGCAAUGACGAGGCUGGCAGUGAAGGUGAAGCCAAUUUUGAAUUGCAAAUGCCCAAUUCCUGGCAGCGAUGUGGACCGAGGAUGCAACUCCGGCGCCAGCAGAUGCAGAGGAGUAAGAGUUUGGGAUCGCCUUGUCGAUCCAGUACGGCGUGA